Molecule: messenger RNA, 699 nt
Organism: Symbiodinium sp. CCMP2592
Lineage: Eukaryota; Dinophyceae; Suessiales; Symbiodiniaceae
Source: the annotation of a GenBank genome assembly
AUGGGACAGGACUUGGCCAAAGAAUGCGGAUGUGGCUACGGAGCCAGUGAGGAUGCAGAGGAGCAGCGAGUGGAGAUUGACCAAUCGAAGAAGCAAGCGAAGAAAGGCUCUACCUCCGGUGGUGCGUUGCCCGAAGAGGAGGACGAAUUCUUCGUACCGCCGCCGCCAGCCCCGGCGCUGGAGCCGAAGGCUCCCAAGCCUGCACCGGCACCGGCAUCGGUGGCACCGGUCGCCUCCCCAAAACCUGCGCCGGCACCGGCACCAGCCAGGGCAGCGCCAAAGCUUAGCUUGGAGAGCAUCCUCGCCGACCUGGAGGGCGCGGAAGCCUCUGCUUUCGGCUCUGCCUUCACGAGCCUUGCAAAGGGCCAGGAGGCCUUGCAACCGGACCAUAAUGAGUUGCGGAGCUUCAUCGAGUCUCACAGCGCUGUGCAAGACAUCGAUACAGAGCUCCUGAAGAUCGCCUCCACCAACGAGGCUUUUGCCAUCGAUCGGGAUGCCUUUGUGAUGCUCCUGCGCAUGAACCCCGUGAACGAAUCCGAAGCCUUGGAGUCCUUCUUGCGGCUGUCUGGUGGUGGCGAGAACAUCACCGCUGAGGACUGUCGCACCGGUCUAUUCCAGCUUCUGCAGAACAUAGGUGAGUCCUUGAUUGGGGACACCUCCGAGCGCAUCAUUGACACUGUCAUGGCCGGGCAAGGGUGA